Ambispora leptoticha is the source of this 336-nucleotide messenger RNA. NCBI's taxonomy places the organism in Eukaryota, Fungi, Glomeromycota, Glomeromycetes, Archaeosporales, Ambisporaceae. The record is from the annotation of a GenBank genome assembly.
AUGGGAAGAAUUCGACGUUCAAGAACACACAAAGGAAUCAAAGAUUAUUCCAAGAAAUACCGAACAAGAAAAUAUACAAAAGAUCUUGACCAAAUCCAUGAAGACUUGAAAAAAUCACAAGAAAAAACCAAUAAUGAAAAACUGAAUCAAGAACAGGAGCAACAACAAUUACCACAUGAUAUAGACCCAGACCUUCCCGGUCUCGGGCAACAUUAUUGUAUUGCUUGCGCGAUUAAAUUGCUCAAAGAAGUACCUUACACACAAGCAGAAGCGGAGGCUGCUGUUGGAUUUACUACAGAGCAUGCACGAGUUCGACUUAUGGACGAAGUUGUAUAA